AUGGAAAAUGUAACAAAAAUACCACUUGACACAAUAUGUGUGUACAGGAUAGACAUUAAAAAAGCGUUCUCCAGCUUAUUUGCAUCCGUAUACGGCAAGCCCGGGUUUGUUUUCAGGUCUCUGGGAAUAAGAAUGUUUGAGGCAGGUAUGAUUUUGGUUCUUCUAAUAUUCGGAGUGUGCAGAAUUCUUUCCAGUCUGCUGGCUAUCCCUGUAUACCAGCAGGAGCUAAAGGGAUUUCAAGGGAAGUAUGGGUCUCCCUUUGAAUUCACAACAGCUGCACAGCACGAUGACAACGACAGACUAACUGCCAGGCUACUGGAGCUCGCUGAAGACCCAGAGAACACAGGCAUUAAAAUGAAGUCGCUCGUGGAAGGACUGCUGUACGAGAAAGAGUUGGAUCAGUCAAAAAUCAGCAUGAGCGAGUACGUGGAAAACAACUGCAGCUCAAAUAAUAAAACACUUGUGAUGAGCAUUGUAUCAGCUGCUGUUAAUGUUCUGUUCUUCAUCAGAGCCAGUGGAAUAUGCACGAAUCUCUUCAAUGCAAUAGGCGAUACGAAGAGCUUUGUUAUUUCUCUAUUCCUGAUCCUCCACGUGAUGGUGCACAUAUUCAUAUUCACUAUUUUUAUGAUUCUGACCUUUGACGAAAACGGAAGAAUUACUGCUGCAUUUGCUGUUAUGAUCAUGGACUUUAUCACGAUGGGAUUUUCUUCAUUUUUUGGGCCCAUAGGAAGCAGUGCCAUUGGAAUGGUCUUUAGCAUUUGCCAGUCUCCGCUUGUUCUGAAUGUCUUGUUCUCGUCAUUUGGCAUUUUGUUGCACAGACUCAUAAAUAUUUCCAUAGAAAAACGGAUAUCUCCAGAAGCCAGUGAAAUAAUAGAUGCAUUCGGAGCGGGUGCAUACAGCAAAGUGCUUGCAUUGGACAACGAGCAGCUUACCAAGGACUUUGUAGAUAGAGUAAAAAGUGUAGUGGGAAGCGGCAGUGCUCUUUCUGAGGUAAAAAUAAUGGAUGUGUGCAGAUCGACUAUAGGCAAUUUCACUGUUUUUAUGCUGAGCUGUUUUUUCUCGUAUGUCAUCAUCUAUGAGCUCGACAAAACAGUAAUUUACUAUUUUUUGCUGUGGGCACCGGACAUCGCCCCGUUCCGUAAGAUACGUAAAAUGAUGACAGUGCGGCUUAUGAUAAUCUUCAAGCUUCUUUCGUAUGUAGGCGUGCUUGUAUCUAUUUGGUUCUUGUUCAAGAAGAACCCAAUGUAG
Molecule: messenger RNA, 1248 nt
Organism: Nematocida minor
Lineage: Eukaryota; Fungi; Microsporidia
Exons: 1
Coding region: 1-1248 (415 amino acids)
Source: RefSeq, a predicted model, not a curated record